Molecule: messenger RNA, 1232 nt
Organism: Cuscuta campestris
Lineage: Eukaryota; Viridiplantae; Streptophyta; Magnoliopsida; Solanales; Convolvulaceae
Source: the annotation of a GenBank genome assembly
CCCUACCUAUCACAUCAUACUUUUUCACUAACAACUAAACUAUCACAUCUUACUUUUACCCAUCAUAUCAAGGGCAAAAUUGGAAAGUCAACUACAAUUUAACACUUCCUUAUUUUCCUCCAAAGUCAAAAGAGGAACUCUUUUGAGAAACGGAGGUAGUAUUACUAAACCUCUUUUCCUGAUGGUAGUUCUACUUGUAUAUCAAGUUUAAUUGUUCUUUGUUUUUUGGGUUUCCAUGACAAAAUCAGCCUUUUCACUUAUACUACUUUCUUUUAUUGAAAACCCCCAUGGUCAAUUUUGUUGGAAGGAUUGGAGGAAAAGACUUUGGACGGCUUCCCUUCCUAAUGUUUCAAACAUGCAUCAUCUCAAAUGCUUUAUUUGUUUUCUAGAACACUUUAUUUACGAAAUACUUCCUCCGUCCCCCUGUAUUUGUCCACAUUUGACUUUUGGAACUGUUCAUCUAAACACUUUGACUCAUCAAAUUCUCUCAAUGUGUAAGCCUAAAUAUAGUCAUGUGUGAUCUUGUUUGAUUUGUCUUAACAUAUACUCCCUCCGUCCCGUGAAACAUGGGACAUUUGCUUUUUAGGAGGGAUUUAAGAGUGUAUUUUGGUAUUGAAUUUCCAAAAAUGUCCUUUGAUGUGAUGAGUAAAAGUAUGAUUUGAUGGAUAGAUUAUUAGUAAAAAGGUAUGAUGUAAUAGUUAGGGUAUGAAAAAGUAAGGGGUAAAAGUGACUUUUUAAUAGAAAUGAGAAGUGUUUUGUGGGACGGAUAAAAAAAGAAAGGGGAAAUGUUUCACGGGACGGAGGGAGUAGAAUAUUAAUAUAUAAUUUUUAUAAUUUUUUAAUAUACAAAUUACAAGAUAAAAUGGAUUAAAGAAGUGCAUUGGAUGUUUGAAGAGCAAAGGGAUCAAGCACUUGUGGAGAGAAUUUUGCGAGUGGUGUUCUUGGACCCCGAUCAACCUUCUCCGGCAAUGGACAAACUAAAGCGCCAAUUGGCUGAAGCGGAUGCUGCUGCAGAAGCUCGCAAGAAACCGCCUGCAGACACAGGCCCAAAAGUAAUUGGAGAAGGCCUUGUUAUUGAUGAGUGGAAAGUGAGGAGGGAAAAAUAUCUGGCUAAGCAGCAAGUUGAGGCUGUCGAUUCAUCCUAGACUUUAAAUAUUCUUCUUUCAAUAUGCAAGCGUUUCGUUGUCUCUAAGGAAAACAGGGGCCAAAUACAAGAAAAUGUUUCCAGGAAG